Hippocampus comes (tiger tail seahorse) is the source of this 3943-nucleotide messenger RNA. It is a transcript of the gene corin, whose product is annotated as corin, serine peptidase. The coding region runs from base 80 to 3211 and encodes 1043 amino acids. Lineage: Eukaryota; Metazoa; Chordata; Actinopteri; Syngnathiformes; Syngnathidae. Gene Ontology annotation, biological process: proteolysis. The transcript is spliced from 24 exons. The record is from RefSeq and is a predicted model, not a curated record. Gene Ontology annotation, cellular component: membrane. Gene Ontology annotation, molecular function: protein binding; serine-type endopeptidase activity.
CCUAGCAGCUGCUGGUCCAGCAGCGGCCGCGCAGACUUCAGUUGGCGCGUCGGUUGCUGCGAGGCGGCAGGGGAAGGUCAUGUUCUCGUGGCCGCGAGUCACCUUCAGCGCGGAAACGGAUACGGCUACCGGCGGAGUAACUGAAAGCAGGAUGGGUGAGGACGCAUGUCCUCACAAAUUACAGACGUCCAGCCGCCUCCGACUCAUUUACGUCCUAUUUCCUGUCGCCGGCCUGGUGGUCGGCGUGAUGCUUGUGCUCGCUCUCACUGGUAUGAUUGGCGGCCAUGUCUCAGACUCCAGCCCCCUUCCUUCUCCAGAGCUGAUAGCUGACAGGGAGCACGGUUACUGUGGGAACAGGACAAUCCCCUCCCUCUCGGUGGAUGCAUCUCAGGCCCCGCCCACUCCACCAAUCACGACGGCCACCGAUUUUCUGACGUCUGUCCCCUCGCUGAGUCCUACCUGGCUGACUGGCGCCACCUCUGCAUCAGACACAGGUGGUUGCCAGCCACUGGUGGAGCCUCAGUGUCACAUGUUGCCAUACAACCAAACAUGGCUGUCCUCCACCGCUGCUGUGGUGAAGAGCUCUGAGGUGGACAUGUUGCUAAGGUUCUUCAGCUACUUGAGCAGACUGUCCUGCUACAAGCACAUCAUGCUGUUCGGCUGCUCUCUGGCCCUGCCGCAGUGUUUCCACGACGACGCCACUCAGCACAGGUGGGUGGUGUUGCCGUGUGCGUCCUUCUGCGAGGCGGCCAGGGAAGGUUGCGAGCCCGUCCUGCAGAUGUUCAACGCCUCUUGGCCCGACUUCCUGCGUUGCUCGCAGUUCAGCCAGGCCACCUCAUCGUCCGGAGUGCCCCCGGCCUGCUACACACCCCGACAAGCUGUGGGCAAACCAUCUGCAUGCGGCGGGAAGGAAAACUUUCUGUGUGCCACGGGGAUUUGUGUCCCUCAGAAGCUGGUGUGCAAUGGCCAAAACGACUGCGACGACUGGAGCGACGAGGCACACUGCGUGUGUUCAGAUGCGCAGUUCCGCUGCCAGACGGGCCGCUGUCUGCCGCCGCUUCUGCUGUGCGACGGCUACGACGACUGCGGAGACCUCAGCGAUGAGCUCAACUGUGUGUGCGACGCGACGCGGGAGCAUCGCUGUGGUGACGGCCGCUGCGUGUCAAGGGAUUGGCUUUGUGACGGCGACCACGAUUGUGUCGACAAGAGUGAUGAGCUCAACUGCUCAUGUCGGAGCCAGGGUCUUUGGGAAUGCCGUAACGCCCAGUGUAUUCCUCCGGCGUUCCGCUGUGAUGGCGAGGACGACUGCAAGGACGGCAGCGACGAAGAACUUUGCAUGCGCGAGCAGCCUCACACUGCGUGCCCCCCGACUCAACCGGGCUGCACGUCCACGUCCUGUGACUCGCGACACCACAACUGCACCGGCUGUGAGCCAAUCAGCUUGGAGCUGUGCAUGAACCUGCCUUACAACCACACGCGCUUCCCCAACUUCCUGGGUCACGUGUCGCAGCGGGAGAGCUCGGUGUCGUGGGAGUCGUCGCUCUUCCCGGCGCUGGUCCAGACGGGCUGCUACCAGUACCUCAUGUUCUACGCCUGCACGCUGCUCGUACCCAAGUGUGACCCACUCAGCCUGAGCACCGUGCCACCCUGCAGGUCUCUGUGUCGCACGGCCAAGGAGAAGUGCGAGUCGGUGCUCGGAAUCGUGGGCUUGCAGUGGCCCGACGACUCGGACUGCGCUCAGUUUCCCGAAGAGGGCGGCAACUUGACGUGCCUUCUGCCCGAGGCUGGCGUGGACGAGUGCUCCCCCAGCCACUUCAAGUGUCGCUCCGGACGCUGCGUCCUGGCCAGCAAGCGUUGCGACGGCCUUGCCGACUGCGACGACCGCAGCGAUGAAGACCACUGCGGCUGCACCGAACGAGCUCUGUGGGAAUGUCCAGGCAGCGGCGUCUGCAUCAAGACCAGUAUGAUCUGCGAUGGCUUCCCAGACUGCCCCCUGCUGGCUGACGAGGUCAACUGCUCGGCGUGUGGAGAUAAUGAGUUGGCAUGCAACAACCACGAGUGCGUGCACAGGACGUUGUGGUGUGAUGGAAAGAAACACUGCAGCGAUGCCUCCGACGAGUGGGACUGUGUGUCUCUGAGCCAGUCGUCAGGUUCCAUUCUGACAGUGUUGAGGACGGCGGACCGUUAUCACGUGUGUGCCGAUGAGUGGAACCACCAGCUCAGCAAACUGACCUGUGACCAGCUGGGACUAGGGGUUCCCGCCUCCGUUUCCAUGGUACCCGAGCAGGGAAGUCCUCCGGGCCGCCGUCGCUGGUUACAUGUUCAUCCCGAGUGGGAGGAGCGCAAAGGCUUGGCUCUACAGGCACGACUCGAGAAGAGGAGUCACUCGUGUCAUUCCGGCAAGCGAGUGACUCUCGACUGCGUCAGAGACGAAUGCGGCCUGCGCCCGGCGGUUGGCGCGCAUCUCUCAAGGCGGAAGAGGAUUUUGGGAGGCCGCGUGGCGCGACAGGGGGCGUGGCCGUGGCAGUGCUCUCUGCAGAGCGGUCAGAGCGGUCACGUGUGCGGCUGCGUCCUCAUCGGCACCAAGUGGGCCUUGACGGUGGCUCAUUGCUUCGAGGGGAGAGAUAAGGCCCACCUGUGGAACGUUCUCCUGGGUCUCAACAACUUGGACCAUCCCGGCGUGCACAGCCAGAGGCGUGCCGUGCGGGCCAUCACUGUACACCCACGCUACAACCGUGCCGUGGUGGACUACGACAUCAGUGUGGUGGAAUUGGACUCUGAGGUGGAGGAGACGGAAUGGGUGAGGCCCGUGUGUCUGCCUGGGCCCAAUCAGAUUCCCACUCCGGACUCCUACUGCUACAUCACUGGAUGGGGUCACAUGGGCAACAGGAUGCCAUUCAAGCUGCAGGAGGGCCAGGUACGGAUCAUCUCCAUGUCCCAGUGCCAGUCCUACUUCGACAUGAAGACCAUCACUGCCAGGAUGCUUUGUGCCGGUUACGAGGCCGGGACCGUCGACUCCUGCAUGGGCGACAGUGGUGGUCCGCUGGUGUGCGAAGAGUCAUCCGGGGGCCGUUGGACGCUGUUUGGCCUGACGUCAUGGGGCAGCGUGUGCUUCAGCAAAGUGCUGGGACCCGGUGUGUACAGCAACGUCAGCCACUUCACGCCAUGGAUACGCCAGCAGAUCUUCAUGCGCACGUACCUGCCUGACUGACGUGCAGGCUUCCUGUUCCUGAGGGGGGGUGUGACGCGGCGCCGCACGCACUCAUUUGACACCGUUAGCCUUCAGAUGUUAGCUGCUGUAAUAUUAACAUGACAGAGUCUCACUAACGCGUUAGCCACUUACAGGAUAUCCAGGUUAAGGUCAUUGUAUUAGCUAGGGCACAUUAGCAGAAUCACUGUCUCAUAACCAGCGAUGAAUUUUUUUCACUACUAGUGCCUCGUUUGGCCUACUAGCACAAUUUAUUCUAUAUCUUUUAUAUCCAUCUUAAGGUGUACUAGUAGUUGGAUUUUCAUUUGGAUAUCAAGGAUAUGGAAUAAAUGCUCAAAAAGCUUUUCUGUUGAGUAGAGGUUAACAGCGUGUGAUGUUUGUGAUUAUUCCUGUGUUCCGUCGGUGUUGUUGCUAGCGCAACUAGUCUAGCGUCGGCUAAAAGAGGAAGCUAACACGCUUAUGGCGACAGGCAGAAAUUCUGUGACUUGUUGAUGUUUGUUCAUUCCUUCACGUUCACAUUCCUGGUCGCUAAUGGUUAGCUGUUGUCUGGAAGAGUUGCUUUUAUUAAGAGUAUUUUUCUACACUUUUUUGUACAUCACGUGUGUGUAUAUCGUAGGGGGGCGGGGGAGAAUCCUCCUAUGAUGUCACUUCCUGCUUUUGUAUUGUGAGGAACCAUGUAAGGGAAGUGAAAUGUUUUUUUGUGUUCAAUAAUAAAGCUACACACACCUGCUCAAA